Beta vulgaris subsp. vulgaris (sugar beet) is the source of this 2567-nucleotide messenger RNA. RefSeq lists its product as hypothetical. The record is from RefSeq and is a predicted model, not a curated record. Lineage: Eukaryota; Viridiplantae; Streptophyta; Magnoliopsida; Caryophyllales; Amaranthaceae. The coding region runs from base 116 to 2197 and encodes 693 amino acids. The transcript is spliced from 4 exons.
UUAAUUCUCCUCCCUCAAAUUCAAAAAAAAUUAACCCCAUAUCUCAUAACGUCUCUCUUUUCUUCUUCUUCAUCUUCCUCACAAAAUAACUCUUAUCACCUUGAAACACUCAACAAUGGCGUCUUUAAACCCAGGAAUCCUCCUAAAACUCCUUCAAUCCAUGAACACAAACACAAAACCUACUGGUGAACAUCGUUCUGCUCUUCUUCAAGUCAUCGGAAUUCUCCCCACUUUAUCAAAUUCUCUCUCCUCCUCAAAUUCCACCAUUAACAACAACAAUCUUGAUCUUUGGCCUAACCAUGGCUUCCUUCUUCAACUCUCAGAUUCCAAAAACUCAACCUACAUUUCUCUCUCUGAUCGUGACACUGAUCUAAUCCUCUCUAAUAGAAUUCAAUUAGGUCAAUUUAUUUACCUCGAACGUUUUUUAUUCGACCCAUCUUCUCCAAUUCCUUUCGCUACUGGGAUCCGACCCGUUUCAGGGAGACACCCUUUUAUCGGGUCACCGGAGCCUUUAAGUAUUAGGGUUUCUAAGGAGAAAAGGGAUUUUGUAAUUCAACCGGUUUCGGAUACAAAUGAUUCAAUUGAUCCGAUUUUAUCACUUAUUCAGAGAAAGAAGAAAGAAAAUGAUCAAAAUAAGGAGAAUUUGGGGGUUGGAGUGACCCCACAAAGGUUUACUUCGCCGGCGGCGGUGAAGACGGCGGCGAGAAGGGCGGUGUCGGUGGGGAAGAGAGAGAAAGAGAGGGACCCAUCGCCGGUGGUGAAGGUGAAGAGGUCGGUGUCACCGGCGCCGUCAAAGUGUGUUGUGCCGAGUUUGGCGGCUGCGGCAAAGGUAGAUGAGGGGAAGAAGUUAGGGAGGGAAGCGGCUAUUGUUGUGCCUUCAAGGUAUAGGCAGCCAUCGCCGACAGCAGCGAGGAGGGCGGGAUCACCAGGGGUGAGGAGGAUGUCGUUGUCGCCUGCUAGGAGGUUGUCCAGUGGUGGUGGGAGUACAGGGAAUAAGAAGAGGGUUAGUGGUGGUGGGAUUGUUAGUGGGAUUGGGAAUUUGAAGGUUUGUGAUGGGAAGAGUGGAAGUAGUAGUAGUGGAGGAAGAAAGAGUUGGGAUGAAGGAGAAGUUAAGGAGAAGAAUUGUGGGGGUGGAAAUGGAAAGAAUAAACCUGAUUUGCAGGCUCUUAUUAGAACUCAGGCUGCUUUAUCUCGCCGUUUAAGUGAUGCAAAUAGUUACGAAUCAAAAGACGAUAUGUCUACUGAUGGAAAGUCCAAAUCUAGCGCGCCUGAAGAUUGUAUGGUGUUUGACAAGCCAACAGCUUUGGCUGCAGGAAUCACCAUUCAUGACAAGAAAUGGACUGAUGGUAGCAUACCCUUGGACUCUGUACCAUCCAGCCUUGCAAAGCUUGGAAAGGAGGCAAUCCAAAGAAGGGCGAUUGCUGCUACUGCUGCAGCUGAAGCUUUGCAAGAGGCUCUGGCUACUGAGUCAAUUGUAAGGAGUUUAAGCAUGUUUUCAGAUCUGUGUUCUGCAUCAAAAGCUGGAAACCCUUUACCUACAAUAGACCGAUUCCUAUCCAUCUAUGACAAUGCCUCGCGAUCAGCUACCAUUGUUGAGUCUGUUUCAUCUACCCAUUGUUCUGAAACACCUGAUACUGUCAUCUCUACAGAGCAAUCCAAGUCUGCUUCUGCUUGGGUUGAAGCUGCUCUCUCUACUGAUCUCGCCAUUGUUUCCCUUCUCACUGGCCAAAACUCUGAGACUCUACCACCUUCCUUACCAAAGAGUUCAUCAAAACGUCAGUCCAUAGGAAAAUCAACCAAAAACCACUCAAAAACUUCAACAUUGCUAGAAUCACCACCAAAAGGAAGAUGGACACGAGGCCAUGGUAUUAGGGAGACCAUAGAGCUAGCAACUACUUUGAAGUCCGAGAUGGAGUCAUGGUUCCUUAAGUUUGUUGAAGAGUCAUUGGAUGCUGGGUUUCGUGUUUUCAGUGAAUGUGUCAACAAUGGCAGCAAGAAAUUGCCUCUUGAAUGUGGAUCAAUUGCUGCAAUUUUAUCACAGUUGAAGAGGAUAAAUGAUUGGUUGGAUUUAGUUGUCAAAAAAAGAGAUGAAGUCUUAACUGAGAAGAUUGACAAAUUAAAGAGGAAGAUCUAUGGAUUUGUUAUUCAGCAUGUUGGAACAACUUUUGAUAACUCCAACCCAAUUUCUUCAUCUUGAAGAGUCUCAGCCUCUGGAAUUACUAUAAUAAGAGGGUGCUUAUCGACAAUUUGUGAACUAUUUUUCUUUGUGUUGUCUUAAUCUUGUAGAGUUCCUACUAUUUUUCUCUAAUUUGCUUCCUUCGCAAAUGAAUUAUUCAUAUUUUUUGCUUCUAGAAAUGGAAAUUUCUGGCUCCAAUUUUCACAGCUGAUCUUGGUUAGAGUAUAUUGCAUGUCACCUUGUAUUUUAUGCAACGCAUUCAUAAUUUCAUAUGAAUACUUGCAAAGCACAGAAUGUCUUGUCUUUCCCAAGCAACAAGAAGGAUAAUGUCUAGAGGUCGGAAUUUAGAUAUAUAUAUAUAUCGAUUCCAAGUUAUAUUCAAGACGUAUAA